Molecule: messenger RNA, 1173 nt
Organism: Neurospora hispaniola
Lineage: Eukaryota; Fungi; Ascomycota; Sordariomycetes; Sordariales; Sordariaceae
Product: P-loop containing nucleoside triphosphate hydrolase protein
Exons: 4
Coding region: 1-1173 (390 amino acids)
Biological process (GO): positive regulation of RNA polymerase II transcription preinitiation complex assembly
Cellular component (GO): cytosolic proteasome complex; proteasome regulatory particle, base subcomplex
Molecular function (GO): proteasome-activating activity; ATP hydrolysis activity; ATP binding
Source: RefSeq, a predicted model, not a curated record
AUGGCGGACCAGGAGCGCCAACAUGCCUUGGCUUCGUUCAAGGCGAAACUGAUCGAGUCGCGAGAGUGGGAAGCAAAGCUCAAGAACUUGCGUCUGGAACUCAAGGGGCUACAGAAGGAGUACGACCAAACAGAAGAGAACAUCAAGGCGUUGCAAAGUGUCGGCCAGAUCAUCGGCGAGGUCCUCAAGCAACUGGACGAUGAGAGGUUUAUUGUCAAGGCCUCCUCCGGCCCCAGAUACGUCGUCGGCUGCCGCUCAAAGGUCGACAAGGCGAAGCUCAAGCAGGGAACACGUGUGGCGCUCGACAUGACGACCCUCACCAUCAUGCGCAUGCUCCCCCGCGAGGUCGACCCACUAGUAUACAACAUGUCGCUCGAGGAUCCUGGUCAAGUCAGCUUCGGGGGUAUCGGCGGUCUCAACGAUCAGAUUCGUGAGCUCAGAGAGGUUAUUGAGCUGCCCCUCAAGAAUCCAGAGCUGUUCUUGCGAGUCGGUAUCAAGCCCCCCAAGGGUGUCUUGCUCUAUGGCCCUCCAGGUACCGGAAAGACGUUACUAGCCAGGGCUGUCGCGAGCAGCUUGGAGACCAACUUUUUGAAGGUCGUCUCCUCCGCCAUCGUCGACAAGUACAUCGGUGAAUCCGCCCGAUUAAUCCGCGAAAUGUUCGGCUACGCCAAGGAACACGAGCCCUGCAUCAUCUUCAUGGACGAGAUUGAUGCCAUCGGUGGCAGGCGUUUCAGCGAGGGUACAUCUGCCGACAGAGAAAUCCAGCGUACACUUAUGGAGCUCCUCAACCAGCUCGACGGUUUCGACUAUCUCGGCAAAACCAAGAUCAUCAUGGCGACGAACCGCCCCGAUACCCUCGACCCUGCUUUGCUGCGUGCCGGCCGUCUAGAUCGCAAGAUUGAGAUUCCUCUGCCGAAUGAGGUCGGUCGUCUGGAGAUUCUGAAGAUUCACGCCUCUGGUGUGGUUAUUGAGGGUGAUAUCGACUACGAGAGUGUUGUGAAAAUGAGUGAUGGCUUGAACGGUGCUGAUUUGCGCAAUGUGGUUACUGAAGCUGGUCUGUUUGCGAUCAAGGACUACCGCGAUGCGAUCAACCAAGACGACUUCAACAAGGCGGUGCGCAAGGUUGCCGAGGCCAAGAAGCUUGAGGGCAAGCUCGAAUAUCAGAAGCUAUAA